AUGAAUAUCAAUGAAAAUAUUGGUUACGGCCAAGAAUUGGCUCACCUGCUACGAGACAAUAUUAAUAAAAUAGUACAAGAUUUUAGAUUCGAACCAAUUGACAUUACACCUGUUUAUGAAUCAUCUAAACGGGGGAAACUUUUAACAACAAUAUUGCUCAAAAGAAAAAUCUUUUCUUUUUCAUUUCCAAUUGAUUUUAAAAUUACGUGUUUUUCUGGUAUAGACAAUAUGUUGUCUAAUCUCAAAAACUGGGAAGUUCAAUAUCGAAUGAGGGAAUCAGGAAUGUGUGAUAUGUACUAUAUUCACCCUACCAUCAGUGGUGGUAGAAAAUUACGAUCUGUUACAGAGGUUGUUAACAACUUACUUCCUAAAGAAUAUGCCAAGUUGGAAACAAGAAAAAGAAAGAGAAAGGACGGGGAAGAUAAUCAUGAAGAAAAUAAUAGUGAAAUUGAGGCUAAUGAAAAUACCCUGCCUCAAGUAAGAGUUGUUGAUUUACUUCCUUCUAGUGUCUUCGUACCUAGGAAAAAACGAAAUUAUAAGAAAAAGGUUCAAAACAGAAAACUUGAUGAAGUGGAGAAAUAUAUUCCUCCUAAAUUCCCCAUCCGUCUUGAAGAGGUUCUUAAGAAUAAAGAGAACAACGUUGAAGAUGAAAAUGUUUCUUGUUUUCUUUCAAAGAUUGAGGACGAUAAAAACAUCCCUGAAGUUGGUAAUGUUUUCUGUCUUCAAGAAACUAAUGACAAAGGGAACAAUUUUGCAGUUGAAAAUGUUUCGUGUCCUCCAACUAUUAAGGCGAAAGAAAAUAGUUUUGAAGCAGAAAAUGAUGUGUGCGCUCAAGAGAUAAAGGACACAAAGAAAAUUUAUGAAGGACAAAAUGUUUCUUGUUUUCAAGAAAUGGAGGACAAAACAAUCAAUAUGGAUGUUGACAAUGUUUCAAUAGAAGCAUUACUAAAUCCACAAGAUGUUUCACUAAGUAUUUCAGAAGUACAGCCUAUUGCUCCUAUCAAUCAAGGAGUAUUGGAAGAUAUGUUCAAAGCUUAUGAUUUUGAAAAUAAUUCGACAUUAACAAACGACAUUAGUAAUGAUGAAGUCUUAUCUGAGAUUCCAGACGACUUCUUUGAGCCAAGGUUAGAGACAAUACAAUUUCAUGGGCUAAGCAUAGCGGAAGCGGCAAUCUUAGAGGUACCAUUUACAAAGGAAGAAAUUAAAGAAGUGGUAUCGGAAUUUGAUGAAAACAAGAGCCCGGGGCCAGACGGGUAUAACUUUAAUUUCAUUCGCAAAUGUUGGCAUUUUUUGGAGGAAGAGGUGUACAAGUUCGUUGUUGAGUUCAGUUCUAAAGCUAAUUUGCCUAAAGCCGUUUCUGCAUCGUUCCUUGCUUUGGUUCCAAAAGCAGAUAAUCCGCAAUUCCUGGGGGAGUAUAGACCAAUUAGGUUGGUUGGGUGCCUUUAUAAAAUCAUCGCGAAAUUAUUAGCCAAUAGAUUAAAGAAGGUUGUGGGCAAGUUAGUCUCUCAAACUCAGACAGCUUUUAUUCCUGGUAGGCAAAUUCAGGAUGGUGUUUUGGUCCUAAACGAAGUUUUAGACUAUGCGAAGAGGUUCAAGAGGAAAUGUAUGGUGUUGAAGGUAGACUUCGAGAAAGCAUACAAUAAUGUAAAUUGGAAAUUUCUGUUAGAUACGUUGAGAAGGUUUGGUUUUGGUGUGAGAUGGGUAAGGUGGAUAGAAGCCUGUGUUUGUAAUGCAUCUCUAUCAGUGUUAAUUAAUGGCAGCCCUACGGCGGACUUUUUUAUGGAGAAAGGAUUACGUCAAGGGGACCCCCUAUCGCCGUUCUUGUUCACAUUGGUAACGGAGGGUUUAGCUAUGUUGAUAAAGGAAGCUACUGCUGUUGGUGCCUUUGAGGGAUUUGAGAUAGGAACAUCGGUCACUUAUAACUUGCUCUAA
Vicia villosa (hairy vetch) is the source of this 1932-nucleotide messenger RNA. RefSeq lists its product as uncharacterized. Bases 1 to 1932 code for a protein of 643 amino acids. The record is from RefSeq and is a predicted model, not a curated record. NCBI's taxonomy places the organism in Eukaryota, Viridiplantae, Streptophyta, Magnoliopsida, Fabales, Fabaceae. The transcript is spliced from 7 exons.